Molecule: messenger RNA, 2741 nt
Organism: Dalotia coriaria
Lineage: Eukaryota; Metazoa; Arthropoda; Insecta; Coleoptera; Staphylinidae
Product: centrosomal protein of 162 kDa
Exons: 5
Coding region: 135-2552 (805 amino acids)
Biological process (GO): cilium assembly
Cellular component (GO): centrosome; centriole; axonemal microtubule
Source: RefSeq, a predicted model, not a curated record
GGACGGGUGUCAGUAGUAUAAAAAGGCAGGUGUAAACAAAUUUGUAAUUUGUGAGGUGUUUUGUGUUGGCGCCGCGCCUGACAAGUGUCUAUUAGUUUUAUCAAUAAACCUCGCACCCCGAGGUGUGCGUGAACAUGGAAACCAAGCAGACGCCCGCCGCUGCUAAUUUCUGGUGGCUUAAGACGUCGGCUCCGAGCUCCGGCGGUGGUAGACAAAGCGAGCGGGACACUUCCAGCUCGCUUGCUGAGUACCUGGAGCACGAGCAAGAAGCCGAAGAACUCGAGGACGACGUUGACAUCCCCAGCAUUCUAGAGGAGAUUAGUCGGCUCAGUGCUAAGAGUCCACUUGGUCAGUAUCAGAAAGAUAUUGGUCAGCUUUCAAUUGAUGAGAUUAUGAGAGAGGCGGAAAAGAUUUAUAUGGAAAGCUCAAAAAGCUUUGAACAGUUGAGCCAACGUUCAAAGACUUCGAAUUUCUCGGACGUGAGCGAGAACGGAAAGUCGGAUCAUUCCACGCCCACACCAAAGAGUUUAAGCCCUCUACCCUUGGAUGAUAAGUCUCAAGCCAGCACCAGUGAUAGUGAUACUGAAUCAUUAAAAGCAGUUGAGGUGAACAUACAACCAAAAGAACUUACCACACAGUCUAUUGUGCUGACUGAGGCUGACAACUACAGCAUGGAGUUUGAUUCAAAUACAACACUUGAUGCAACCAAAAUCAGUAUUACAAGUGAUAAGAUGAAUGGAAAAAGUGGAUCUCAAAAACAGUCUAAUGUCAGCAGAAGUUCAAGUGUACAGAGUCUUGGCGAGAAGCAAGUGUCUCUAAACUCAGAACUUGCUGUACACUCUGAAAAAGAACUGGUGCUACAAGGCUUGCAACAUCAACAUGAUGAUGAAUUGGACAAGAAGGAUGGGGUGAUCAAAAUGCUGCUCAAUGACAACAAAGGACUCAAAGACGAACUACGAAUCACACUUCACGAACUUAACGAUCUCAAGCAACAUCAGCGGACGUUGGGCGCCGCUGAGUUGGCCAACGCACUCGAGGUGCUCAAAGAUACGCAGGAGCAGAAAACUGCUCUGCAGCUGCAGUUGGAGGCGGCCAACAAGUCGCAGGCCGACCUGCGAUCCACCUGCGAUGAGCUGCUCACGGCGAAUAAUAUUCUUGAGCGGCGCGUCAUCGACCUGGAUAGCGUGCUCUCCAAGUACAAGGCGGACCUGAAAGCGAUCCAGACUAUUCGCGACAAGCUCAAGGAGAACGAAUUCAAUGCGAAUAAGCUCCUGGAUCAGGAGCGCGCGCAGGCGAAACAGUUUAAGCAGCAGGUCGAGAAGGACGCUAAGUGCAUCAUGGAUCUCAAUCGGCAGAUUAAGGAGAUGGAGCGUAUAAUUGCUCGCAAACAUCCGGAUUCGGUAUCCGCUCUAAUCGUUGCAUCCAAGUACGACGAACAUGGCGCGCGAAAAAUGUUUGAGGAGAGAAUCAAGAGUUUGGAACAAGAGGCACUUAUGCGCGAUGCACAGAAUUCCAAAGUUUUCAAGGACGUGCAGGAGAAGUUCAACCAGAUGAAGCUCAAAUACGAAAGUCACAUCGAGGAUUUGGAGUUGCACGUCAACGACCUGAAGUCUCAGCUCAAGCGGAAGGGUGACACUUACGAUGUAUACACACAGACGAGGGAGUAUAUUAAUGAAAAGAUUCCUGCGAAGGACACCACUAAUCGAGAGUCUCAAACUGAACCGGUACACAAUGAGCGAGGGACAAAGGCGGCCAAAAAGGCCGAGCCCAAGGAGGAUGCACAUUUGCUAGCGACAAUACGCGGUUAUCAAGCUGAAGUAGUGGCGAAAGAAAAGAUCAUUCUUAAAGCUCAAAAGGAUCUGGACGAGCUGAGGAAAACCAAUAGAAGACUGCAGAAGGAACGGGAGGGCUCUUUAAGGACAAACUUCGGCGAGAAGAAAACUUCGGCGGAGAACAAAACCGCUUUGAUGACGUAUACUUCACCGCCGCCGUCGGUGGGUGAUGAAACCGACACUUCUUCCGGCGGAGAAAACGAAAAAAUUAAAGCACAGCUAGCUCGGGUUGAAAGUGACUUCCGAGCGUUGAAGGCGAAGCGUUUACAGGAUUUGAAUACGUUACAAGAAGCUCACGAACGCGAGAUGAGUAACUAUCUCGCGAGCGUAACACCCCUGCGGGAAAAACUCGAAUUGCAAGCGGUUAGUUUAACAACACUCCAACAGCAACUGAUGUCUGCGAAGGAGGAACUUGCUGUUGUGACUGUCGAGCGGGAUCAUCUGAACAAUAAGCUCAAUAGUGGUGUAACCACUUUGUUGCAGGAUUGCAACUUUGACAAUGGCAACGAAAACGAAACCGUCUCAUUGCGCAAGAAGGUAAAUGUAUUAGAAGUAAAGUAUGAGGAGCGGGAGAACCGGUUGCGCUCGAUAGUGCAUGGUCUGGCUCAGAAGACGAUAACCAAUCGCACCUGCGAGCAGUGCGCCGAACGCCAGCAGCAGUUGGUAGGCUACAAAUUGGAGUUGGACCAAAUUAUCGCGACCUUGCGAUGUCUGCAAUAAGCUAGCGCAAGAGUCGAUUAAUUGUGUUGUGUGCCAACUGCCAAUAGCAAUAGCUAUCUUACACGUACAAUUAUACAAGCCAUUAGAUGAUAAUAAUUCUGCAGGUGAAGUUGAACGUGAGUAGAAUAAGUAAAGAAAUGUGUCUAGUCAAGGUAUAUAUUUAUUAAUAGAGAUGUGUAUAUUAUAUUA